Molecule: messenger RNA, 392 nt
Organism: Sinocyclocheilus grahami
Lineage: Eukaryota; Metazoa; Chordata; Actinopteri; Cypriniformes; Cyprinidae
Exons: 2
Coding region: 1-249 (82 amino acids)
Source: RefSeq, a predicted model, not a curated record
AUGAUACGACUUCCGAUGAUGAGCGGCGCGUUCAUGGACGCGUCUCCUCUGGACGACUGCAGCGCGGAACACUCGCUCUUUAACUCCUCGGCCAGUGUGAACGCUGUGCCUCCUGCAUUAUCAUCAACACAGGUCCAGCAGGAGGAUCAGCAGCGUGUGUCCAGCGAUGCCAUCUGGCUCUGGAUCGCCAUCUUCGCCACCAUCGGCAACAUCGUGGUGGUCGGAGUCGUUUAUGCUUUUACUUUCUGAGGACGGAACAGCUAUAUAAGACUUAUGGGGAAGACAAAACUAUCAUUUUAUUGUGCAGCUCCACACACACUGAGUCAUGGACAUAUGAGGAGACGAGCUAAAGGAUUCAAUUCAAUGAAAGAACUGGACCUCCUUGAACAUCU